Messenger RNA from Lotus japonicus, 5234 nucleotides. RefSeq lists its product as uncharacterized. Lineage: Eukaryota; Viridiplantae; Streptophyta; Magnoliopsida; Fabales; Fabaceae. The record is from RefSeq and is a predicted model, not a curated record. The transcript has a single exon. Bases 1585 to 2526 code for a protein of 313 amino acids.
AGCGGGGUUUAGUCAAGUAAAGCAGAAGGCGAAAGAAAGACAGAAGCGGAGGGCCUGCCUGACGACGCCCAAGGAGGCUCCCGUGAAAGGAACUACCAUGGAAGGAAGUAGCACUUGCCGCCUUGCAUAGCAUGUCGAGAAGACUUUUCCUUUCAAAUAUUAAUUGUAUGCCCCCUAUGAAAGGGUUAGAUCGUCUAGAUACCGAACAUAGACUCUAAUCCAUUAAUGAGAUAGAGGGAAGUUACAAGACUUUGGAAAGAGCUAUAAGGGAAUUACAUUUCAAGAUGAUCCGCAAUGGCUUGUUCCUUACUAGCCUAUUAAAUAAAGGCUUUCGCUCCGCUCACACAUUUCGACCAGGCACAGCAGACGAUCCCGGAACACUCACUAGAAAGCCCAAUAGCCGAUUUUUUAACAUGAUUAUCCGCAACCCCCGAUUCCUCGCAACAAGCACCGUAGCAGUAUAGGAACCUUCGACUUGUGGUUCCGCUCUUACUCGUGCAAAUGUUGGAGAAAUUACUGCUAGGGGAAUGGGAUGGAUGGCACUGGUCUUUAUUUCUUUAGAGGACAAGGCAAAGACAUAUGGCUAUUUCCGAGCAGUUAACGGAUAUGGGCUGCGGUAAGCAUUCCUUGGGCGAAGAGCAGUAAGUUGUUCCAGAAGGGAGUUACGAAGUAACUCGACUGAAAGGAGAGGAGCGAAGCAGAUGCAUUACCGGCUAACUAUCAAUUGAUAAAUCAAUCGAAGGCAGAUGCUAUAUCAUAAGAAAAGAAAGAUCGGAUCGUAGCCGAUGUUACAAAAGAAGCUGUUACUGUUGCCGCUUCUCGUAACCGGUGUUCUUGUUACAGUAAGCGCUGCAAUUGAAUCCACUCUUGGCCUAUCAGCUCUUGUGCACUCAUUGGCUGCUCACUCAGUAUUGGACUCACCAUAGCGCGCUAAAGCAGAAUGAACAGGACAUGUAACGAAUCCCCAUCCGACAAAGGCAAGGCGAAGAGCUCAGCGAACAGAGUAAAGCCAAACCUUCAACGAGAGACUAAUCAUCUCUUUCUUUCUGAUUGACUGGAGCAGGAAUCGUAAACUUCUAACCCGAGGGAAAACAUGGUAUACAUCCCAAUCAGUAAUCUAUGGAUAAAUUGCCCUUCAAGGGCUAACAAUGGAAUAGGGUAGGUGUAAUGCUAAGAAUUAAUUUAUUAGAUUGAUUUCUAGCCGGAGUGUAAUUCCUGCUAUUGCUAUUUUUUCAGUAGCUGCCUAGGCAUAAGUAGUAGUUGUUCUUGCCCCUCUCAGUUGAGUGUUCAGUGCUUGUCGCUGGGAGUUAUCUUCCCCUCUAACUAACUAUUAAUUUCAUAAGAGAAGCAGCAAAGUCUUGCUUACUAUCUCCUCCAUCUAAGUCAGAGGAGGUUCAAGCUUAUAGGUAGUGGCCUAAGCGCUAAGAAGCUAUUGGCCGUUAACACAUGCAAUUCGAACGAAGUGAUCUUGGAUGAGUCUUUGAGAUUCCGUAAGUAACUCAGUGCAUGCUUUCUAAAGAAUAAGAAAAUGAAAUACGAACAACCGCGCUGGUCGUAAUAGUAAUAGAUCGAAAUCCUAAUCUCAUGAAUAUAAUUCGUUAUUUCAUUCUCAUGACUUCCAUGUUUUUUGGGCGUUUUCUAGGAUCAGAAGGAACCGCUAUAAUAAGCACGGGCAGAAAUCUUGUGUUUUUCGCAAUGCUAAUCUUGGUCUUUAUCUGUAUUUUACGUUUUUAUUCUUCUUGUUUGAAGAAGAGGUAUGGCUGUCGACUUGUCUUUAUUCUGUAUUUUUUCCUUGUUUUUUUGAUCUCUUUCUAUUGCUCCAGUAUCCGCCUGCACUUACUUUAUAACCUAGGUAUUUAUAUGAAUGGAGCUCUACCCUUUUUUUAUUUUGGUGCAUUUAGUGGGGAAAUAGGCCCUUCCAAUUCAGGUUCCGGCCCAUCACGCUCGACCCCAGAAGAUUCUUUCGAGAUUCGGGUCUUAAUGGAACCCUUUUCCGAGACUGAGAAUGAGGGCACGUCGGCUCGUUAUUCGAUCCCAAGGGUGGCGGGCGAUGAAGCCGGACCUUCGCACCAAGGAUCUGUGGUCCAAAAUGCGAGCUUGGAAGCGUCCCUGCGCAAUCGCGUUCUAAGACUCGAGCAGGACAAUAGCCCCUAUCUUCUAGAUAAGGCAAAGGGGGAGUACUGGGCUCACAUAAAACAAGAGCUGGAUCAUGCUUCCUCUCAGAGGGAGUAUAGCGGGUUACUGGAGUUUGAGAACAGAGACCUCCAGAUCCGGGAGCGUAAACAAGAAUGUUUACGUCUAUUUAACCUCGUGUUGUCUCAGCAUCCCCCCUUGGCCGAAGAGGCCCCCUACAAUCCUAAAGAAGCCUUUAUGGACUUCUUAGACCAGAGGCGCGACCUGCUGGACCAGCAACAGCAUGAGCUUCCAGUAUGGAAAAGAGACGCUCUGGAGCUCAACAGGUUAGAUAUAGUGAGGCAAGGGCUUAAAAAAGGAGGCCCCGCCUAUGUAAGAGAAACAAUUUUCUAGUCAAAAAAAAAAAGGGACCUCUUAUUAAGUUUAAGUGAAAAAACAACAGAUAUUGACUUUUGAUUUAUCUUCCAUUGCUAAUGUAAGGAAAUGAGACGACUCUUUCUUGAACUAUAUAAUAAAAAGAUCUUCCCCUCCACACCAAUCACGAGUUUUUCUCCAUUCCUCUCGUAUAUCGUCGUAACGCCCUUAAUACUAGGUUUUGAAAAAGACUUUUCAUGUCAUUCCCAUUUAGGUCUGAUUCGGAUCCCUUCGUUGUUUUCUUUUCCUCCCGCACCUUUUCCUCGAAAUGAGAAAGAAGAUGGUACACUCGAAUUGUAUUAUUUAAGUGCUUAUUGCUUGCCAAAGAUCCUACUUCUACAAUUGGUAGGUCACCGGGUUAUUCAAAUAAGUUGUGUUUUAUGUGGUUUUCCCAUGUUACAACUUCCGUACCAAUUCGGUCGAUCCGGAAUGGAUCGGUUAAACAUUCCAUUAGGGAGCCUGGUCUUUACUCUUCUGUGUGGUAUUCAUUCUCGUUUAGCUCUUGGAAUCACAUCCAGCAGUGGUUGGAACAGCUCGCAAAAUCCAACCACUUCACCUACUUCAUUGCCCCCAACCGUUUCUCGUACCUCUAUUGAAACAGAAUGGUUUCAUGUUCUUUCAUCGAUUGGUUAUUCCUCUCCGUUCGUAUCUCUUUUUCCAAUUGCGGUCUCAAUGAGUUUACAAGAUUGAAUGGCCAAUUAUCUUCCGGACCCUCGAUUCGAUUGUUUUCCAAGAAUGUUGAGCCGGGUAUGUAAGCCAUGUAUCUGGGAGGAACUUAAAAGAAGGGCUCUCGGUUUUUUGCACCCUGUUUUGGUCUUGCAGCUAUUUUUUUAACUAAUAUAGAAUUCUUUUUAAAUUAUAAAGAAUCUCUUAUUAUAUAUAUGUCCAAUCUCUAGUGGUGGUGGAACCAACCAAGAUGUAUGUCGUCCGACCCGACCUCAGACUCUUUCUUCCCUACCUAUUUGACUCUCUGGCAGCAGUUAUUUAGGUGGUAUCCCGAGAUUGAAGAGAUCGAAUUCAUCCCGGGAACACACGAAACAAAGAUAUGAACUAGGUAAAUAAAAAUGGAAAAGAGAUGUUUCCAAAUCAGAAGCUUUUUCUACAUCCAUAUGAUCUACUAAAGUAGAUCGAUAUUGCCCAUAUAAUGAAAGCAGAUCUUGGUCCAUGGAGUCCCAUGAAGGUAAGAACUCCAACCUGUCCGAUGCUUCUUCGGCCAAAUACAAUAUACAAGUGGGACCUGCACUAUGAGCAAGCUGUGCGAAAAAUCGCUUCUUUUUUCCGGUUUCGCAACAACUUGGGCGAAAUGGGGUUCUACCGGGAAACCAUUGAUUUUAGAGUUUUCGCCAUUGGUUACUGGUCGAGCCACUGGAAUGGAAUGAGAUAAGAAUCUCUGGAGAUCUUUCCUCUCCACUUACUCGUAACAGGCUUUCCCUCUUUAGAAGACUUCUGCCGAAUGGCAUAAUUGUCCGAAACUCCGUUCCUCGAUCUUCAAAGAAGACUGACUCCUCCUUCUCCUUUAGGAUAGGAUCAUCGUUGGUCCUUCUUUCACUAAUGAUCUCACCAUUCAUUUUCUAGUAGUUUCGCGCGAACGCGCGAGGGACUAUCCUUUCUAUCGCUUGCGCUUGCUUUUCACUCUCAAAACAACGGUCUCUCUCUUCUAUAAAGCGAAGCAAAGCGCAUGGCGCUGAAGUGAAGAAAGCUCAAUAAACACACACGAACACGAUGCAGGGCAUAGCAUAAAUGAGACCGCUGAUCAUUUCAUAAAACAUAUAUGCUUGACCUUUCUCGAUGCUUUGGGGUGACUCACCAUCUCAACAUACAUAAGCCCAGCAGUGAUCGAUGACAGAAUGGUACGAACAAAUCAAAGUCAUUGGAUUUGGUAGUUCUCCAUUGACUUCUCUCUUUACCCCUUUGCAUAUGUUCCUAAAAGGGUGUGCACCUCCAGAUGGGCGGGGGCCGGCCUCCCACUCUCUUAUGCAGCAUUUAUUAGCUUAGCUGAGUUAGGCUUUUGCGUACCCAUUAGUACUCGUCCGUGCCACCUUGUGUAAUGCAUAAAACCAAAUCGCUGACCGGUGGGGACUCUCCCAUCAAUGAAUGAGGUGCUUUUUAUGCACUCCCAAAUUUUCUUGGUUGGUGGAGAUCUCGACCUCUUCCGAGCCAAAGCUAAAAAGGAAGUCGGAGCUUGGUCCAUAUCGAGAAAAAACGUUCGUAAUGAACGGAUCUCCGAUGGUCGAGCCUGCCAAGGACACGGAACUCAGCACCACCUACCCGGGCCAAGGUACUCAACCUUUGGAAAGGGUCUUUCAUGUGAAUUGCGAACAACCCACAAGGGUGGUAUGAAUGAAACAUAGUUUGAAUAGGGGCAAGUCUAGAGCUGUGGUAUGGAAAAAAGAUUAUAAAAAAAACCUAAUCUCUUUACUUAGUCAGAGUCAUUGUUUUACCGUUUCUAUCUGCAUGACUGCUUUCUUAUGAUGAGUAGUGCCCAUCACUCGCCUCUCUGUCCCUGUAUGAAGGAGCAUCCACUGCGCUUACUAGUGGGUAUGAUGAAAGUCAAGAGCGGGUCUCUCAGAAAAAGGACCUUAUAUGUAUCCGUCUCUGUUACUCGAACUAGCCACCCCGUCGGGAACCGUGUCCCCUUUUCCCCUGCAAUGAAGGGCGGAUGGCUUAGCCUUGCCUUUUGAAAGAAA